Nerophis lumbriciformis (worm pipefish) is the source of this 1708-nucleotide messenger RNA. Its product is annotated as actin-related protein 3. Lineage: Eukaryota; Metazoa; Chordata; Actinopteri; Syngnathiformes; Syngnathidae. The record is from RefSeq and is a predicted model, not a curated record.
AGUAUCUUCGACGUCUGGGAACCCGGAAGCGCUCAUCCAUCGACAGCGGCUGCUAUUCAUUGCGGCUGCGGCGACUCCAAUCACCUGCGACAGGCGCAUCCAUCCGUGUCGGGCGCCCGGGAUAUUCACUUUUGUAGUUGGCUAGAACGCUAACGACGAUGGCUGGUCGACUGCCGGCUUGCGUUGUCGACUGCGGCACAGGGUACACGAAGCUGGGAUAUGCUGGAAACACGGAGCCACAGUUCAUCAUACCAUCAUGCAUUGCAAUCAAAGAGUCAGCAAAAGUUGGCGACCAGGCACAGCGCAGGAUGAUGAAGGGCGUUGAUGAUCUGGAUUUCUUCAUUGGAGAUGAAGCCAUCGAUAAACCGUCAUAUGCAACAAAGUGGCCAAUCCGCCAUGGAAUAGUAGAAGAUUGGGACCUGAUGGAGAGGUUCAUGGAGCAGGUCAUCUUCAAGUAUCUGCGGGCAGAACCUGAAGAUCAUUACUUCCUCCUGACGGAGCCGCCAUUAAACACACCAGAAAACCGAGAGUACACGGCAGAGAUCAUGUUUGAGUCCUUCAACGUCCCCGGCCUCUACAUCGCCGUUCAGGCUGUCCUGGCGCUAGCAGCCUCCUGGACGUCCCGACAGGUGGGCGAGCGGACUUUGACCGGGACGGUGAUUGACAGCGGCGAUGGCGUUACACACGUCAUCCCAGUGGCGGAGGGCUACGUCAUCGGCAGCUGUAUCAAACACAUCCCCAUCGCCGGUCGUGACAUUACCUACUUCAUCCAGCAGCUGCUGAGAGAACGAGAAGUGGGGAUCCCGCCUGAGCAGUCGCUGGAGACGGCUAAAGCUGUCAAGGAACGCUUCAGCUAUGUUUGCCCUGACCUAGUCAAGGAGUUCAACAAGUACGACACAGACGGGUCCAAGUGGAUCAAGCAGUACACAGGCGUCAACGCCAUCACCAAGAAAGAGUUCCAGAUAGAUGUCGGCUAUGAGCGCUUCUUAGGGCCGGAGAUUUUCUUCCACCCUGAGUUUGCCAAUCCAGAUUUCACACAGCCCAUCUCCGAGGUGGUAGAUGAGGUGAUCCAGAACUGCCCCAUUGAUGUCCGCCGUCCGCUCUACAAGAACAUUGUGCUCUCUGGGGGAUCGACUAUGUUCCGAGACUUUGGCAGGCGUAUGCAGAGGGAUCUUAAGCGGACAGUGGACGCACGGCUGAAAAUCAGUGAGGAGCUGAGCGGUGGCAAGUUGAAGCCAAAGCCCAUUGACGUGCAGGUCAUCACGCAUCACAUGCAGCGCUACGCCGUCUGGUUCGGAGGAUCGAUGCUGGCGUCCACCCCCGAGUUCUACCAAGUGUGCCACACCAAGAAAGACUAUGAGGAAAUCGGGCCAAGCAUCUGCCGUCACAACCCCGUGUUCGGAGUCAUGUCUUAGGGCCCAGCGCAGCUCGAGGGGAAAAGGAUGAAGCGCCAUACGACCUCACGCUGUGGCGGUCACAUAAGCCUUGUGGCUGUGCGAACCAAACAAGCAACAUCCUCCAUCAAUUAGAAGGGACAAGUGAAGAAGACUCCAAUUUAGUUUCCUGCAAAUAGUUAAAUAAUCGCUGGUAAAUGUAUAAUUUCUGCGUGGCAAACAUCCUUACAGGUUUGUAACCUUCUUACUCAACAUAUGUCCCAACACUUCGCUUGUUGUCUGCCAGGGGGCUAAAUAAAAGAUGCGUCAUCCAA